Molecule: messenger RNA, 2178 nt
Organism: Sinocyclocheilus rhinocerous
Lineage: Eukaryota; Metazoa; Chordata; Actinopteri; Cypriniformes; Cyprinidae
Product: zinc finger protein Pegasus-like
Exons: 3
Coding region: 726-1982 (418 amino acids)
Source: RefSeq, a predicted model, not a curated record
CGGCGCACCGUCUGGUUGAACUUUCACCCCUGCGUUUUCUUUUGUUUUGAUGUCGCAGAACAUUAUUUUCACCCACCGAACUUGGGUUUUUACUCUCUGCUUACCAAUAACACCGUCCUAAAUGACACACGGAGUAUGUUUCAAAUACGUCGAUCCAACUGUCGGUCAAAUGUAAAGCUCGUUUAAAAUCUAUUUUUAACAGAACCAGUCGUGCUAACUCGCUGACGUUAGCUGCCCAGCAUCACCAUGGAGCUUUUUCCAGUCAGAUUUUUCUAAUAUCUCGUUAAAGAACGGGUCGUCAGUCAGAACAACCGAGUGUGGUUUUAAAUUCUCUGACGCCCUUGAAAAGGUAACUUGUUAUCCGUUGUUUUAAUAGCGCAAUGUUUGGGAAUGUUUAGCAACCUCGACGUUCACUCGCUAUCUUAGCAACGCUUGUUACCUUGUCAACUGGAUAACAGCCAGACUAAUACAACUGAUUAGUGUUACAACCGUCACAAGUUCUACGGUACCCUUUGGCCUGUGGAUGCAUGUUAUUGUAGAAGAAUCGACUGGAUUCACACGUUAAGGAUUGCUUGUAAAGUUUUAUUUCGCUGCUGUUUGAUGCUACAAGCAUUUAUUAUGCAAGUUGUCUUUCAGUUGAUUUUAUAUGAUAUUCUGUUUGGAUCUUAUUUACAGCCUGUUUGGUCACGUUUAAGACAGCAGAGGACGACGGUGUAGAUCUCUCAAUGGGCGAGGAGAAGCCAGAACCACUGGAUUUUGUGAAGGACUUUCAGGAGUACCUGAGUCAGCAGACCCAACAUGUCAACAUGAUAUCUGGCUCUGUCAUCGGAGUGAAAGACAGCGAUGAUCUCCAAGGAGAACUUGGUCAGAAUGGCCUGGAGCACCCAGCAGUGGACAUGUCCUUAGAAGAUAGUUCAGGGAUGGUGGUGGAUGGCUUUGAGAGAACAUAUGAUGGUAAACUCAAGUGCCGCUAUUGCAACUACGCCACCAGAGGCACUGCACGGCUGAUUGAACACAUUCGCAUCCACACAGGUGAAAAACCCCAUAGAUGUCACCUGUGUCCUUUUGCCUCAGCGUACGAACGCCACCUGGAGGCACACAUGCGUUCUCACACAGGUGAGAAGCCUUACAAGUGUGAGCUCUGCUCCUUCCGCUGCAGCGAUCGCAGUAACCUUUCUCAUCACCGGCGUCGAAGACACAAACUCCUCCCCAUGAAGGGCGCACGUUCCGCUCUCUCUCACCGAAAGAUGCUCAGUGUUUUGCAGAAGAGAGGAAACUCACUUGGUUAUGGCCGCCGGCUGCUCAUCAACCUCAGCCCGCCAUCCAUGGUGUUGCAAAAGCCCAGCUCAGAGCAGCACCACUUGGGUGACUUCUCUCAUGAUCUCCCUCCUCAUGCCCACCUCCAUCAGGAGGCCUAUAAUGGUCUAGGAAAGGAUGCACAAGGUAGUGGAGUAAUUGGAAGUGGCUCCAGAGAAGAGCAAGACAUGGCAUUGGACAACCCGCUGAACCAGCUUUCGACUUUGGCCGGUCAGCUUGCCAGCAUUCCACCGGAAGCCCAAGUUGCACCAGUGUCUCCCGGAGCAGAAUCUCUACCAGACGAAAAACCCACAUUCCUCAUCCAACAGCCUGUGACGGCACCUGCUGCCGUUUCUGUCAGCGCGGCUCAAGUUUCUUCUCCCAUCACCCCCGAGCCCAGACCGGCUGCGCACAGCGGCUAUAGCCCAGGAGUUGGACCCUGCAGCGAGAGAACCAGCACUCCCAGUGGUACCAACAGCCAGCCAGGGACGCCCACCCCGGUACAGGACCCCCAGAUGCUCCACCACUGCCUCCACUGUCACAUAUAUUUCCCUGACAAUAUCCUCUACACCAUCCACAUGGGUUGCCAUGGUUACGAGAACCCUUUCCAGUGUAACAUAUGUGGACACAGGUGCAGAAACAGCUAUGAUUUUGCCUGUCACUUUGCGAGAGGCCAGCACAAAUAAGGACACAUGGGUAUUGAUGUCCUCUUCUUUGCCCUGUUUUACAUAAUAAUAACAUUCUAGUAUCUGGAACAUUCCAAAGACAAAAUCCCUGCUUUGUGAUUAUUGUAUUUGAACUGUUAUCAGUAUGUUAUGCUGAAGCAAAGACUAUAGAAUACCCAAGACGUGUCACUCGUUAGUUUUGAAUGGGGAAAAAAUG